AGUUUCCUGCCUGAAGGAAGAGAGAGAACAGAUAAAAGGGGUGCAGUGGGUUUGAGAACACCAUAGUGCUCUGUAGAGCCCCAAUCUCCACACCUCCUCCAGCAUAUCCCGAGCUGGUGCUCCCUGGUCCGGGAUCUUGUCCACAAUGAGCCUCCAGCUCCGCAGCUCCGCCCGCAUCCCCAGCGGUUCCAUCUCGCCAUUCAUGCGGAUGGCGCCGCUGGCAUUUCUGUUGCUGUUCACGCUGCCGCAGCAUCUAGCUGAAGCUGCCCCUUCCUCAGUCAUAGCCGCAACGGAGCUGCGUUGUGUUUGCUUAACCGUAACUCCAAAAAUUAAUCCCAAAUUGAUCGCUAAUUUGGAGGUGAUCCCUGCAGGUCCACAGUGCCCUACGGUGGAAGUCAUAGCUAAACUGAAAAACCAGAAGGAGGUCUGUCUGGAUCCAGAAGCUCCUGUGAUAAAGAAAAUCAUUCAGAAAAUAUUGGGCAGUGACAAAAAGAAAGCUAAGCGGAAUGCACUCGCAGUGGAAAGAACGGCCAGUGUUCAAUAGAAAGAUUUCUGAGGACUCUGACCCCAGUGAAGAUAAGAAGAAAGGGCUGAUUCUCUCCACCCACGGAUUUUCUUUAUGAACUCCCUGCUUUGAUGAGAAAAGGGAAACCAUUGUCCCUGAAGCUUCCUGCUCAUCUCACAAGUGUAUUUAGCAAAAAUAUUUCCUAUUCUUUCCUAUCUGUCACACUAUCGGAAAUUGUGAUACUUUAGUGUGUAAGUCAAGAAUCAUUGGUUGUUAACCUUUCAAAAUGUCUUGAACUGAAGGUGACUAUUGCAUUGUCUCCGGAAUAUGUAUAUGUAUAUGUAUAUGUAUAUGUAUAUGUAUAUGUAUAUGUAUAUGUAUAUGUAUAUGUAUAUGUAUAUGUAUAUGUAUAUGAUGUAUAUGUAUAUGUAUAUGUGUGUGUAUAUAUAUAUAUAUAUCCUUUGUAAUGUUCAUGAGAAGGCAAUGCUGUCAUACUCUCUCUCAUAAAAUGGGGACCUCUUUUACUGUUGUUUCUUGGGUGUGUUAAGAGUGUUCUUACGUCUGAGCCUGGGCUGGCAUAUAACUUUUAUGGUUUUAGAAAGCUGCUGUGUCAUGCAGAAACCUAUGUAGAACACAGUUCCUUAUUUAGAAUUUCUAAAUGUGUAAGUUCUAGAAGGAUCAAUGUGUUCUCAUCUUAUAAUUUUAGACAUUUGAUGUCUUCGUAGUAUGGCAUAAUGUCAUGACUUACUCAACAAACUGUAUACUAUUUAUUAAUUAUUAACUAGUUUAUUAGUAUUACUAUUUGGGCCACUAACUAUAUAUUUUAGAUAGUAUAUAUUUUAGAUAGGUGAAGAAGGUAAGAAGCAAGGAAAUUCCUUACCUAGUUUUCAUAAAAAACAUUUAAAAGUUAUUUCUAGGGAGAGAAACUUUAGCAAAUAUCUAUACUCUUAGAGUUUUGAAAACAUACUUAACAUGUUUGAAUAUGGAUUGCUGAGAUAUUUAGAUGUCUGUAGUGUGUCUUUUAAAGAGUGUGCUUUGUUAUAAGGAGAUUAAUGAAUUCAUCACAUCCAUUAUUUUAAGCCUGUACAUCUUAUAGUGUCUCACUUCUUUAUAUUACUCUUUUGAGGAAAAUAAAGUAGCUCUAGAUUCCA
Messenger RNA from Mus musculus (house mouse), 1656 nucleotides. RefSeq names its product C-X-C motif chemokine ligand 5 (gene Cxcl5). Gene Ontology annotation, biological process: neutrophil chemotaxis; antimicrobial humoral immune response mediated by antimicrobial peptide; chemotaxis. Gene Ontology annotation, cellular component: extracellular region. The transcript has 4 exons. Gene Ontology annotation, molecular function: chemokine activity. The coding region runs from base 146 to 544 and encodes 132 amino acids. The record is from RefSeq and is marked reviewed. Lineage: Eukaryota; Metazoa; Chordata; Mammalia; Rodentia; Muridae.